This is a messenger RNA of Suricata suricatta (meerkat), 5784 nucleotides long. RefSeq names its product receptor tyrosine kinase like orphan receptor 1 (gene ROR1). The transcript is spliced from 6 exons. Gene Ontology annotation, molecular function: protein binding; protein kinase activity; ATP binding. The coding region runs from base 214 to 2667 and encodes 817 amino acids. Lineage: Eukaryota; Metazoa; Chordata; Mammalia; Carnivora; Herpestidae. Gene Ontology annotation, biological process: protein phosphorylation; positive regulation of kinase activity; cell surface receptor protein tyrosine kinase signaling pathway. The record is from RefSeq and is a predicted model, not a curated record. Gene Ontology annotation, cellular component: signaling receptor complex.
UGAUACAUGUGCAAAAUUCCAGUCUCCCUGUCACAGUGCACUCUUCUUCUCCGUAGAAAGAACGCAGCCUUGGGCAUGCUCACUGCAGUACCCUUGCAUUUCUGCUGCCUUGUGCUCCAUGAUUUUCAUUUGCUAAGCACAGAGGACAUUAAUGAUGAAAGAAGUGUGAGCUGGAGAAAAGCAUAGAGCUGAUGCAAAGCAGAGAGCUGAUGAAUGUUGGAGGAGCAUUGGUCCCCUCUUUGGAAAGCAUGGAAGGGGAUUGUGAGUUUAUGUUCAAAAGAAAGCCUUUCUGCCACCCAGCAGACACCAAAACGCCUUCACAACAGAAAGCCCCUAGAUGAGUAUGAAGAAGAUGGAUUCUGUCAGCCAUACAGAGGGAUUGCAUGUGCAAGAUUUAUUGGCAACCGCACUGUCUAUAUGGAGUCUUUGCACAUGCAAGGGGAAAUAGAAAAUCAGAUCACAGCUGCCUUCACCAUGAUUGGCACCUCCAGCCACUUAUCUGAUAAGUGCUCUCAGUUUGCCAUUCCUUCUCUGUGCCACUAUGCCUUCCCAUACUGCGACGAAACCUCAUCCAUCCCUAAGCCCCGGGACUUGUGUCGUGAUGAAUGUGAAAUCCUGGAGAACGUCCUCUGUCAAACAGAGUACAUUUUUGCUAGAUCAAAUCCCAUGAUCCUGAUGAGGCUGAAACUACCAAACUGUGAAGAUCUUCCCCAGCCGGAAAGCCCCGAAGCCGCAAACUGCAUCCGGAUUGGAAUCCCCAUGGCGGAUCCCAUAAAUAAAAAUCACAAGUGCUAUAACAGCACAGGCGUGGACUACCGUGGGACCGUCAGUGUGACCAAAUCAGGGCGCCAGUGCCAACCGUGGAAUUCGCAGUACCCUCACACGCACACCUUCACCGCUCUCCGGUUCCCGGAACUGAAUGGAGGCCAUUCCUACUGCCGCAACCCGGGGAAUCAGAAGGAGGCUCCCUGGUGCUUCACGUUGGAUGAAAAUUUUAAGUUUGACCUGUGUGACAUCCCGGCAUGUGAUUCAAAGGACUCCAAGGAGAAGAGUAAGAUGGAGAUCUUGUACAUACUGGUGCCCAGCGUCGCUAUUCCUCUGGCCGUCGCUCUGCUCUUCUUGUUCAUCUGCGUCUGCCGCAAUAACCAGAAGUCAUCGUCACCGCCAGUCCAGAGGCAACCGAAGCAUGUCAGAGGUCAAAAUGUGGAGAUGUCGAUGCUGAACGCAUAUAAGCCCAAGAGCAAGGCUAAAGAGCUGCCCCUCUCUGCUGUACGUUUUAUGGAAGAAUUGGGUGAAUGUGCCUUUGGAAAGAUCUAUAAGGGCCAUCUCUAUCUCCCAGGCAUGGACCACGCUCAGUUGGUUGCUAUAAAGACCUUGAAAGACUAUAACAACCCCCAGCAAUGGACAGAAUUUCAACAAGAAGCCUCCUUGAUGGCUGAACUACACCACCCCAAUAUCGUCUGCCUGCUGGGUGCUGUCACUCAGGAACAGCCUGUGUGUAUGCUCUUUGAGUAUAUGAACCAGGGGGAUCUCCAUGAGUUCCUUAUCAUGCGCUCCCCGCACUCUGAUGUUGGCUGCAGCAGUGAUGAAGACGGGACUGUAAAAUCCAGCCUGGAUCAUGGAGAUUUCCUGCACAUCGCAAUUCAGAUUGCAGCUGGCAUGGAAUACCUGUCUAGUCACUUCUUUGUCCACAAGGACCUUGCAGCUCGCAAUAUUUUAAUUGGAGAGCAACUUCAUGUAAAGAUUUCAGACCUUGGGCUUUCCAGAGAAAUCUAUUCUGCCGAUUACUACAGGGUGCAGAGUAAGUCUUUGCUGCCCAUUCGCUGGAUGCCCCCUGAAGCCAUCAUGUAUGGCAAAUUUUCUUCUGAUUCAGAUAUCUGGUCCUUCGGGGUUGUCUUGUGGGAGAUCUUCAGCUUUGGACUGCAACCGUAUUAUGGAUUUAGUAACCAGGAAGUGAUCGAAAUGGUAAGGAAACGGCAGCUGCUACCUUGCUCGGAAGACUGCCCGCCCCGAAUGUACAGCCUCAUGACGGAGUGCUGGAAUGAGAUUCCUUCCAGGAGACCAAGAUUCAAAGAUAUCCAUGUCCGGCUUCGGUCCUGGGAGGGACUCUCAAGCCACACCAGCUCCACUUCUCCUUCGGGAGGAAAUGCUACCACGCAAACAACCUCCCUUAGCGCCAGCCCAGUGAGUAAUCUCAGUAACCCCAGAUAUCCCAAUUAUAUGUUCCCAAGUCAGGGUAUCACACCACAGGGCCAGAUUGCUGGCUUCAUUGGCCCACCAAUACCUCAGAACCAGCGAUUCAUCCCCAUCAGUGGAUACCCAGUACCUCCGGGCUACGCAGCGUUUCCAGCCGCCCACUUUCAGCCAGCGGGUCCUCCCAGAGUGAUUCAGCAUUGUCCGCCUCCCAAGAGUCGGUCCCCCAGCAGUGCCAGUGGGUCGACUAGCACUGGUCAUGUGACCAGCCUGCCUUCUUCGGGAUCUAAUCAGGAGGCAAACAUUCCCUUACUACCACACAUGUCGAUUCCAAAUCAUCCCAGUGGAAUGGGUAUCACCGUUUUUGGCAACAAAUCUCAAAAACCGUACAAAAUAGACUCAAAGCAACCAUCUUUGCUAGGAGACUCCAAUAUUCAUGGACACACCGAAUCUAUGAUUUCUGCAGAACUGUAAAAUGCAUGACUUUUGUAAAUGUGGUAUACAGGAAAAACUAGAAAGCCGUAGAAAAGGUUUAAAUUCAAAUGUUUUUAUUAAAGUAAGGCUCUCACUUAGCAGACAUUGCAACAAGUAUCUUCUGUGAAGUUUAACUGUGUCUUACCAAGCAGGGUGGACACCAGCCAGGAAAAGAAAACGUCGUGGGAUUAGCACUCCACCAGGGGUACGUGGCAUGGCAUUGGAUCAGUACAUCUGAUUUCACGUACUGAAAACUGCAAACCAGUGAAGAAGAAAAGAAUCUCGUGACUAAAUAUCAAACCAAAAAGGAAAGUCAAAUGGUGCUUUGUGUAUUCACGUCCGUUCACCACGACUGGUCUCUCCCCAAAAUGUAUAUACCGUAGCAUUUGUCUACCUGCUGUCUUAUCUUCAGGACAAAUGUUCAGGAAUUAUGUUGAUUCAAUUUCGACUCUAUGCAUUCUUGUAUGGAAAUGAUAUUCAGAAUCAAUGAGGAAACUUUAGCAAAAUUUGAAAUCCCAGAUGGAAACGAGCCAUAAGACAAGUGUAAGAUCCCUUAGGGCCAUCUACACAGUGGGGCUUCUUUGGGAAGGUACAGAGUGCGGCUCUUUGUGAAUCUCCUCUGCUGAUCACCGAGGCCUUUUCCACAGUGUGUUUACACAAGCCCUCCAAAUCACAUAGGGCAUCAGACCAUAAGAAGGCUAGACGUGAUGCUGGAAUUGAUUAUUGGUUGAUAGUUCACUCCAUUGCAUUAGAGAUGAGGAACCCAAAGGAAGCACAGUCAGGAAAGUGGCCCCUCGACCUAGAUCAGCACCCAUGCGAGAGGAACAAGAGUCCCCACGGGGACAGCCUCACAGGAACUUCCCUGGAGCAAUAAGAUUGAAGAAUAGAGGUGUGGCUGCAGACCAGCUCAUUAGUGCUUACAACAGCCUGCAUAGUUGUCCCAGGUGUAGGGGGCUCACCAUCAGUGGACUCUGGGGAAGCAGGAAACCCUAUGAUACCAGUAUCAAGUUAAAGUCCAGUAUCAAGUUAAAGUUUCUCUCACCUUUUUUUUUAUCUGAUCUGGAAAUAUUCAUAGAUUUUUUAUUCCAGCACCAGGAGUUAUGACCAUAUAUUCAUAGCGUUAGUUGGAAUCCAAAGACUAUGAAUUCUAUUUUGUAAAAUAUUACAGUAUUUUUUUAAAAAACAGGUACUGGAUUCUCAUUUCAAAGAUGACCAUGAAUUGAAUUUUUGAAGCUGGUGAAUAGAAGCAAUAUAAUCAUUUUUGCCUUAGGAGGGAGCAUCAAAUGUGCAUUUCAUGCCACUUACCUGCUAGCCACCUUUGCCAAGUUUCGAAUUCUUAUGGGUUUUAAGUUCUAUAUAGAAAGGAAUGUUAUGUUAGAUUUUUCCCUUGUUAAAAAAUAACUCCUUUAUUCUAAGAACAAUGUCUCCAGGUCUCAUUUUUCAAAUUAUUUUAUAGCUAAAGAGACUUACAAAGAGACUUACAGGAUAUAAAAUAAUUCCUGGAAAUGAUAUUUGAUGAGGAGAAUGUAAAGCACAUUGAUGUUUCAUUUUUUAAAAAGAAAACAAAAAGAAAUGCAAUUAAGAUGAGAAAUCAAGGAAAUCUGUUUACCAAAUGUGUUGCAAUUUUCCUAAACACUGAAUCUUCAAACAAUGAACAUGGACUUAUCAGAACUGUGAACUCAAAAAAAAUUGGCUGUAUCCAGUUUUAUUGAAAGAUAAAUAUUUUUGUGGCAUAAGUAAGCUGGUUCAAGAGUUACAUUUCUUAACUUUAGGUAGAGGAGAAUAUUUGGAUCCUUUUGUUGCUAUGCAACUGUUUAAUGAUGGAGAUUCAAACCACAAUUUUGUAUAUCAUACGACAAUCAAUUGUUUUCCAAGAAUAUUUAUUUUAAGUAAACACGAUUUCAGUGAAUCUGAGUUUUUCUAGGAGUCCCUUAAAGGGAAAUUAGCAUUCCGUGAGCCAAUAAAAUAAGUACUCUGGAAAAACAUUACUAUGGUUAAAAAAUAAAUUCAAGUUAGUUUUUUAUAAAGAACUAUAACAUUUAUUUUAAACAUUUUAUAAUUACUGAAGUCAUUAAGGUGAGCAAACCAAAUUUCACAACCACUUGUAAUAAUGUAUUUUGUGAUAGCACUGUGAUACUACAUAACACAGUCCGUUUUGUAUUAAAAUGGUAUUUUUUUUCCACAAACUGAAAAAAUGCUUUGUUGACAAUGUUUUGUAAGAUGACUUUAUUUUCAGAUCUUUUUCUUUUUUUUCCUUUUUUUUUUUUUUGCACAAAACUAUGUUUAUGGUUUGUAUCACAGAAGUGAAAAUAUAUCUCUGCAUUUUUAUAUCCGGUCUGUUUCUUUGUUUCCUUUGUUUGUUUCUUUUGAACUCCAUAUAGAUUGUCUUCAAAUAUAUCAUGGCAAUAUUCAGAUAUCUUGCCCUCCCAUAUCUUUUCUUAUUUUCACUGCAUGCAUUUAAUCACUGUAUUACUUAAUGUUUGAUCUGUUGUUAUGGGCAUUUCAAGUAGACAAGCAUGGAUGUAAUGACAAAAAGGCUAUUUUAUAUUGAGGAUAUGUGCAUUUGUAUUUCACACACCAGCGAUGAUAUUAAACACUGAUUACUUUAUGCUGCUGUUUAUUAAAAAUGUUUACCAUUUAAUAUUAUUUCCUGAAAAUUGCUAUCAUGGAGGUAUUUGGGGAUUUUAAUAUUAUUUCUCCUAACUAUUGACAUUUCAUAAAAAAAGGAAUCAUACUUCUUAUUUACUGUAAUUCCUAUUUCAUUGAAAUGAUUUUUUAAAGUAGGCUUUUAAAAUAGAUUUGGGCAUUCUUUUGCCACAGACCACAGGUGGAAGGGAAAAACUCCCAGUGAUCUCAUGACCAUAAACUAUCCAACUAUAUAUGGCAAGAUUUUAGUUUUUAAAAUCAAAAUAAUAUAUUGAAUAAUUACUUUACAACCAAAUGGAAUGUAAAAAUUGGUUUUGAAAGUUGCAUCCUUUUCUGCCUUGUUUCCGUGUGAACUUAGACAUCAAAAAUCGUGUCUUUGAACUCUGAAGAAGAAAAAGCUGUGUACAUCUUAUCAUGUUCAACUUAGAUUCCAACCAUACUGAUAAAAUAAAAAGAAAUGUGGCCAUUUAA